UCUCGCGAAUACCAAACACUUUUAACGUGAAAGCCUCCAUGUUGGACCGGGAGCACAGAUUAAAAUCCUGCAUUGAAAGAAGUCUUUAAUGAAGCUGGAUAACGUUACCCUUCAUGCUAAAUGUCAGAUAUUGCUCGACCGUAAACAAGGCUUCCUAAACGGACAUUUUCAUUAUUAUCAUAGUCUUGUAGCUAGCCAAUAGAUCGCUAGCUUGGUAGAUAGAUCGCUGUGGCAAACGUUUACAGUUUACACAGAUUAGCAAGAUAGCUAGCGAAUGUUAAACAUUGGAUACUUGGGGGCCUGUUUUGUGCCAGAAUAAUUUUGGCUUGACUUUGGCGUGUUUUAGAUUUUGUUUAUAUAUUUAGCGGUAUGCGUUUAGUCCCAUUUUCACUGCGUACUGACGGAUUAAAAACGAACACAACACCGCCGUUGCAGUGGUGUUUCGUGAACUAACGUUAGCUAGUACUAGAUACUACAUAGGAAAGCUAACAUUAAUAGCCAGCUAACACUGCGAGUGUUAGCCACUGAUAGCUGUGUGGCUAGCUAGCUGGCUAGCUGCCAUUAACAUCCACUACUAUCGUUAGCUAGAGGACCACAGCUACUCAAACCAGUUUAUUUCUGCGGGACUUGCAAGUCAUCUCGCCAACAGCUGAUACUGAAAAGAAAAAGAAAACCACUAAGGAUUGAACUGUUGUUUCCAUGGACAACACGUCCAUAAUUACGCAGGUUACCAACCCAAAGGAGGAGGAGAUAUUAUCGUCAACUCAAGAAAAGGUCUCGCUGUCCAACAGCAGCUUAAAGAAACAGAGGAGCCGGAGCAUCUUCAGCUCGCUCUUCUGCUGCUUCAGGAGCUACAAUGUGGAACCACCGGCCACCAACAACAACACCAGCGCCCUGCCUCCCCCUGUGGAGGAGAACGGAGCUCCACCCAAGUGUGCCCAGGUUGAGGUCCUCUCUAUCCCUAGUCCCCCAGCGAAAUACCUCCUCCCUGAGGUUAACAUAAACGAUUACGACAAGAAGUGUGUCGUGAUCGACCUGGACGAGACCCUGGUGCACAGCUCGUUUAAGCCCAUCAGCAAUGCUGAUUUCAUCGUUCCAGUGGAGAUUGACGGCACAGUUCACCAGGUGUAUGUGUUGAAGCGGCCUCACGUAGAUGAGUUCCUGCAGAAGAUGGGGGAGCUGUUUGAGUGUGUGCUCUUCACAGCCAGCCUAGCCAAGUACGCAGACCCCGUUGCAGACCUACUGGACCAGUGGGGUGUGUUCACGGCACGGCUUUUCCGGGAAUCUUGUGUAUUCCACCGGGGCAACUAUGUCAAAGACCUCAGCCGCCUGGGCAGAGAGCUCAGAAAUGUCGUCAUUGUGGAUAACUCGCCAGCAUCUUACAUUUUCCAUCCUGAAAAUGCUGUGCCGGUGCAGUCGUGGUUUGAUGACAUGUCGGACACAGAGCUGCUGGACCUGCUGCCUUUCUUUGAGGGACUCAGUAAGGAGGAGGACGUGUACGGAGUGCUGGAGAACUGGAGGGGCAGGUAGCCGCUGUGCCGCAAUAGGCCCCUUCCCAGCUGUGGCCGCCGUAGAGACCCCCCAUGGCCCGGGCCAGAGGGCCUCCUGCUGAACAGCACUGCAACCACCGCCGUGUGUGUGUGUGUGUGUGUGUGUGUGUGUGUGUGUGUGUGUGUGUGUGUGUGUGUGUAUAUGUGUAUAUGAGUGCGCGACCCCCAAUCCCUCUUCCAGAUGGACACGGUUCACUGGGGCCCUCAUGGCAGUGCUAUAUCUGCAGUAACACCUUUCUGCAGCUCUUGUUUUGAAAACUGGGCAACACGUACAUCGACACAACCGACUUGUUUUUUUUUUAUAUGAUAAAACAAGAGAUGAGAUUUUCUUGUUUUCUCAAGUGCUUAUUAAUAACCAAAAAUCAACAAAGAAACACACAAAAAAAUACAACAACAACCUAAUUCUUCUCUGGGAAAAGAGGAAGUCCUAAGUCUGACCUGGUCCUUGUAUUGUUGCUAUGCAGUCUCCAGUGAUUUUCAAAGGACUGUGGGGCAUCAUUUCUUUUCUUAUCAAAAGCAAGUGCCUUUUUUGAAUGUUAUUUUUACAGUAGGAAAAAAAAUACAUUUUUGUACAUGCCAUAUUUACAGAGAACUCUAAUCUUUUAAAGGAAAUGAUCUGCUUUAAAAUGGACAUGGGUCAGGAUAUUUGUAUUCACGAAACACUGUUCUUAAAGCCCAAGAGUUUGACGUGUAAAACCAUGGAAAGCAAGCUGUAUGUUCACCAUCGUCUCCUAGGUUUCUCUUUUGUUUGCUCUAGCUUGUGCCAUCUAUAUAGAGGUGAUUAUAUUUGCUGUUGAUUAUAUGUAGGAUUUUGUCUGUUUUUACUAGUCCUUAACAAUUGCGAGGAAUUAAUUUGCAUUUGUGAUGUUUUACAUGUUUUUAUUGUGGCUGUUGAAGAUAUCUUUUAAAAAGGGAAAACGGCCAAUUUGAACUGGCGAGGCCAAAUGUGAGAAGCGUAGUGCCAAUGGCUGGUAAUCCAGUUGAUGCUUUUCUCAGGCAAACAUCUCCACAUCAACAAAGGCUGAGUUUUGGACUAUCUGUAGGUCAUUGGACAGCUUUAAUUGGCGUUCAGAGGCCAAGUUUCCAGUUUCAUAAUUAAGAUCUCAUGUUGUGUAUAUUUUUGUAGAAUUGGAUUUAAUUUUAUUUUUUAUUUAUUUAUUUUUUUUGCAUUUGGGGGAUUUGAUUUAAAAGCCUUUUGGAAUAAAUGGCUUGGGCACCUACUUGCUUUUCUGAUUUACAGGUACACCAUUUAAAGCACCAUUGUAGAGUUUGAACACUAAGAACACUAAGGUGACUUAUCACAACUGAGUGCACUACUAAUGUGUCCCUUUCAAUUACUUUAGCUUUUUCAAAGCAAUCUCUCUGAGCCUACAGUAUAAUGAGCCACUCUGAUUGGAUUUUAUUUUUCCUGAUUUUAAUCCCAACUGUGUGUCUGUCCCCAGCCCAGUGCUGCUAUUGUACAGUACCCUACACGCGCCUCUCUGGGGGACAAGACAGUAUAGCGCUAGCCCCCUCAUACGGUCCUGUUCACCAGCAUCAGUCCAGAGCACAGGGGCCCUCCAGCUCCAUGGCGGACGAUGAAACCUGGGUCAGCCGGGAAGGACAUGCUUACUGGACUGCAGCCCAGGGUCUGGCUGAGUGCAGUUCAGCAGCCUCCCUGCAGCCCUACGUGGUCUGGCCUGAUUGCUGGGCAGGCCGUGCCCCGCCACAGUGCCUGAGAGGAGCAGGGGGUUGUGUGCUGGCUCUGCUGGAAAUCACAUGCAGCGAGUUCUCUCUGUCGCUCGCACUCUCCAUCAUUCUAUCUCCCUCCGUCCGUCCCUCCCUCAGUCUGACUUUGUCACGCCCCCUGGUUCUCUCUUGCUCUCGUUCUCAUGCCGUCUCCUGGGUUUCCCACGUUGCUGCUGGCUGUGUUGGUGUAUUUGUUUCAUUCGCUCUACCUCCUCUUUUUUUUUAUCUGUUCUGACAUGCACGAGAGGAAAGCUUCCCACUGUUCUGCUAAAUUGAGAUGUUGCAUACCCAAUCCUUUCCUGCUGCUGCUGUUGCCUCUCUUUCUCCUUUGGUCCAUCCUUCCUUCCUGUGGGCAGGAGCCUGUCGUAGAGUCUGUCCCGCAGGCAGCCAGUAUGACUAUGACCCCAGUCACCCUGGCGCCUCUCAUUGUGGAUCUUUUCCACCGGAUUAUUGCAAGCACUUUGUUUAGUACCUUUAGUUUCUUGUGACUUAUUUAUUUUGUUUGGAAGUUCAGCUGUUCUUCUCAUGCAGCUUUUUCUCUCCACGCAGGGACUUUUAAGACACAGUAUUUAUGAACUGUUUCCUCAAAAUGGUAUUUUUUUUUGUUUUUUUUUUUUUUUUUUUUUUUUUUAAAAAGCUUUGUUUAUGUACUUAAGGUGUUUUCACAUGCAUUCUGAGUAUUACUUUCAUGGCAUGUGUCUGGAGCAGAGUCAACAGAGCGAACUUGGAAAUGUUGUUUGUGACUUUGGGGGGG
Alosa alosa (allis shad) is the source of this 4032-nucleotide messenger RNA. RefSeq names its product CTD (carboxy-terminal domain, RNA polymerase II, polypeptide A) small phosphatase-like b (gene ctdsplb). Lineage: Eukaryota; Metazoa; Chordata; Actinopteri; Clupeiformes; Clupeidae. The coding region runs from base 700 to 1530 and encodes 276 amino acids. The transcript has 8 exons. The record is from RefSeq and is a predicted model, not a curated record. Gene Ontology annotation, molecular function: RNA polymerase II CTD heptapeptide repeat phosphatase activity.